AUGGAGAUUCUGUGGAUAAUUUUGGUCAAAGACGUGAAAAUGCGAAUUGCUUUCUGUACAGAUUUGGAGAAGUCCGUACUCGUAAGCAAUUUUGAAAAAAGAGGAUGGAUUCAGGUCAGCCCAGACGAGGACUGGAACUUCUAUUGGGCAGGAACGCUCACGUGCAGAAACAUAUUCAGCGUGGAUAGUGGAUACCGCAUGAACGACUUUCAGGCCAUAAAUCACUUUCCAAAUCAUUAUGAGCUGACCAGAAAGGACCUUCUGAUAAAGAACAUCAAAAGGUACAGGAAGGAGUUGGAGCGCGAGGGCAGUCCUUUGGCCGAACGCUCUGAAACAGGAAGAUAUCUGCACUUGGAUUUUGUUCCCAUCACUUUCAUCCUGCCCGCCGAUUACAACAUGUUCGUCGAGGAGUACAGGAAAAGUCCCUUGAGCACGUGGAUCAUGAAGCCGUGUGGUAAAUCGCAGGGCGCCGGCAUUUUUCUCAUCAACCGCCUCUCAAAACUGAAAAAGUGGUCCAGGGAGAGCAAGACGCCUUUUAAUCCAGCCAUUGCCAAAGAAUCGUACGUCAUCUCCAGAUAUAUUGACAAUCCCCUCCUGAUCGGAGGAAAGAAAUUUGACCUGCGACUGUACGUGCUGGUGACCUCGUUCCGACCUUUGAAGGCGUAUUUGUUCAAGCAGGGCUUUUGUCGAUUUUGCACGGUCAAAUAUGACGCGGCCGUGCAAGAGCUGGACAACACGUUUGCCCACCUGACCAACGUGUCCAUCCAACGGCAAGGAGGCGAGUACAACAGCAUGCACGGCGGCAAGCUGAGCGUGCAAAACCUGCGGCUGUACCUGGAGAGCACGAGGGGCAAAAGUGUGACCGAGCGGCUUUUCGCCAACAUUUCGUGGCUCAUCGUGCACUCGUUGCGCGCCGUGGCCUCCGUGAUGGCCAGCGACCGCCACUGCUUUGAGUGCUAUGGCUACGACAUCAUCAUCGACAGCAAACUCAAACCGUGGCUUAUCGAAGUGAACGCCUCGCCCUCUCUCACGUCGACAACCGUGAGCGACCGGAUCCUGAAAUACAAGCUCAUCAGCAAUAUUUUGAGUAUUGUGUUGCCUCCGGACGGAAUGCCUGACGUGAGAUGGAACAAAACACCCUCGCCCGAGGCGCUCGGGAAUUUUGAGCUUUUGUUAGACGAGGAUUUGGCCGCCCAGGACGACGCGGGACCAUCGUCCUCCUCCAGCCAUGGCUCGGCCAGAUAUGGAAGACCUUCCAACCGAUGGAAGUGAAGAUUAAAUUGGAUGGAAUUAAAAUAAAAUUAAUAAAAUAAAAUACAAUCGAUUA
Messenger RNA from Neocloeon triangulifer, 1327 nucleotides. It is a transcript of the gene TTLL1B, whose product is annotated as polyglutamylase complex subunit TTLL1. Gene Ontology annotation, cellular component: cilium. The record is from RefSeq and is a predicted model, not a curated record. Gene Ontology annotation, molecular function: tubulin binding; tubulin-glutamic acid ligase activity. Gene Ontology annotation, biological process: microtubule cytoskeleton organization; protein polyglutamylation. Bases 1 to 1272 code for a protein of 423 amino acids. The transcript is spliced from 8 exons. NCBI's taxonomy places the organism in Eukaryota, Metazoa, Arthropoda, Insecta, Ephemeroptera, Baetidae.